Messenger RNA from Myzus persicae (green peach aphid), 2063 nucleotides. Its product is annotated as probable ATP-dependent RNA helicase DDX43. The record is from RefSeq and is a predicted model, not a curated record. NCBI's taxonomy places the organism in Eukaryota, Metazoa, Arthropoda, Insecta, Hemiptera, Aphididae. The coding region runs from base 215 to 1936 and encodes 573 amino acids. Gene Ontology annotation, molecular function: RNA helicase activity; RNA binding; ATP binding. The transcript has 2 exons.
CAAAAUGGAAGAUAGUUACAAUCAUUUAUUCACUCCUACUUUCGGUCUUAUUGUGUCUAGUGUCCAGUGUUCUUCUUGGAGCGUUCAUUUUUCGUUGCGUUGUUUACACGCGUCAUUUAUAACAUUCUAAUUUUCAAUUUUACCACUUUCCUUCGGCCGAGGGUUCUAUUCCCGCCGUUUAUAUCUAUUUUCCGUAUACCUUUAACCAACUUCCAUGUCUACUCUCUUGGUGAUUGAGUCAGCUAUGGCUGGUCUGGUGAUCGGUCGUGGCGGGGCUACGAUUAAGAGCAUCCAACAGGAUAGCGGCGCGAUGGUAAAACUAACCAACGGUGACACGGAGGACACUCGAAACGUAAAAAUAAUUGGCAGUGAAGACUCGCAGCGUUUGGCCAGUGACAUGAUCGAGAAAAUCGUCGGAAAAUUGGUGCGGUCAGAAACGAUUUCCACGCCACCGCCACCGCCAAGACGAAAACCCCGUGAUGGUGGCGGUGGUGGUGGUGCAGGCAGGCCGCGAUUAGUCAAGCGAGCGGUGUCGCCGGAAGAGAAGAUCAAUUGCAGCGACGAUGUUUGGGAGGAAGUCCUCCGAGAGAACAGGGAAAAAGAGCUCGAGUUGUUAAAAUUGUUGCCACCGAUCAAAAAGGAUUUCUAUGUGGAGCAUAGCCAAGUAAAGGCUAUGUCCGACGAGGAAGUUCAGUCAUUCAGAACUGCUCAAAACGAGAUUACCGUUAAGUAUGUGGAUGGCGCUGAAUAUACCCGAACAAUACCGAAGCCAGUAAAAACAUUUGAGCAUGCUUUUAGCUCAUAUCCAGAUAUCAUGAAAGUGAUUAAAAAACAAAAUUUUACCACACCCUCGCCCAUUCAGUGUCAAGCCUGGCCUAUAAUUAUGAGUGGACAUGACUUAAUAGCCAUUGCGCAAACGGGUACAGGCAAGACAUUGGCAUACAUACUGCCAGCUUUAAUUCAUUUGAUUCAACAGCCCACUCCACGCAAUAAACGUAUUGGACCAUCUGUGCUUAUAUUGGGACCAACAAGAGAGCUGGUAUUACAAAUCCACGAUGAAAUAACAAAAUAUUUACAUAACAAUAUUAAAGUUGUAUGUGUAUACGGUGGUGGCGUAUCAGCAGUAACUCAUCAACAACUUAUACAAGCUAAGAAACCAGACAUUAUUGUGGCCACACCAGGAAGGCUUAAUGAUUUGGUUGGUAUACAAGCUGUUAAACUCGAUCACGUAUCUUAUAUGGUCCUUGAUGAAGCAGAUCGCAUGUUAGAUAUGGGUUUUAAGAAUCAAAUAGAAUUGUCUCUAAGACAUAUACGCCCAGAUAAGCAAACAAUUUUGACGAGCGCCACAUGGCCAGUAGCUGUUCAAAAUUUGGCCAAUUACUUUGCAAAAAAUCCAUUACAUAUUACAGUCGGUUCUCUUGAUUUAUCUACUGUGGAUACUGUAACUCAAAAAAUUAUAAUACUUAAAGAACAUCAAAAGGAAGAUUGGUUGGAUGACUUCAUUAGCAAUUACCUCUCCGAGGAUGAUAAAGUCAUAAUAUUUAUGCGCAAAAAAACAUCGGUUGACAAAAUGUAUGAACAUUUCAACAGUAUAAAUAUUGAGUGCAGAUGCAUACAUGGUGGAAGAGUACAAGCUGAUCGAGAAGCAUCAUUGGCCGAUAUACGCAAUGGUGUUGUAUCCAUUCUUAUUGCUACAGAUGUGGCAUCCAGAGGAAUAGAUAUUCAUGAUAUCAGUUUGGUUAUUAACUAUGAUUUUCCUUUGAAUAUUGAAGAGUAUGUUCACAGAGUUGGUAGGACUGGCAGAGCAGGAAAAACAGGUUCAGCUAUUACUUUGUUUUCUCAAUAUGAUAAACUCAACGCUUCUCCCCUUAUUGAUGUUUUAAAAAAGUCUAACCAACCUAUUCCACCAGAAUUAUACAAAAUGACUGCUCAGUAAAUAUUAGCUUAGUUGUUAAAAUUAUAUUACUAUUUCAUGUCUUACUUUAAUGUUUAUUCUGAUGUUAUUACCUAUUUCAUUGUGUAGAUUUACCUACAUUUAUAAUAAAGUAAAUUAUUAUUUUUAA